CCUCCGCGGCGUUCCCACGCCGACGCUCCUGAGGUUUGCGGGGCACUCGGUGGCUUCGCUCUUCGCGUCAGCAAGUGCCGAGGCCAUGGCAGCCCAGAAGAUAAACGAGGGGCUGGAGCAUCUGGCGAAGGCAGAGAAGUACCUGAAAACUGGGUUUUUAAAAUGGAAGCCAGACUACGACAGUGCUGCAUCUGAAUAUGGAAAAGCAGCUGUUGCUUUUAAAAAUGCCAAACAAUUUGAGCAAGCAAAAGAUGCCUGCCUACGGGAAGCUGUUGCCCAUGAAAAUAACAGGGCUCUUUUUCAUGCUGCCAAAGCUUACGAGCAAGCUGGCAUGAUGUUGAAGGAGAUGCAGAAACUGCCUGAGGCCGUCCAGCUGAUCGAGAAAGCCAGCAUGAUGUACCUGGAGAAUGGCACCCCUGAUACGGCGGCCAUGGCCUUGGAGCGAGCUGGAAAGCUCAUAGAAAAUGUAGAUCCAGAGAAGGCUGUGCAGUUGUAUCAGCAGACAGCCAAUGUGUUCGAAAAUGAGGAGCGCCUCCGGCAGGCAGUGGAACUUCUAGGAAAGGCCUCCCGACUGCUGGUGCGAGGACGAAGGUUUGAUGAGGCUGCACUGUCUAUUCAGAAAGAAAAAAAUAUUUAUAAGGAAAUUGAGAAUUAUCCAACAUGUUAUAAGAAAACAAUUGCUCAGGUCUUGGUUCAUCUACACAGAAAUGAUUAUGUGGCUGCAGAGAGGUGUGUCAGGGAGAGCUACAGCAUCCCAGGGUUUAAUGGCAGUGAAGACUGUGCUGCGCUGGAACAGCUCCUGGAGGGGUAUGACCAGCAAGACCAAGAUCAGGUGUCAGAUGUCUGCAACUCACCCCUUUUCAAGUACAUGGACAAUGACUACGCUAAGCUGGGCCUAAGCCUAGUGGUCCCAGGAGGGGGAAUCAAGAAAAAAUCACCAGCAACACCCCAGGCCAAGCCUGAUGGAGCUGCCAGCACAGCUGCUGAGGAGGAGGAAGACGAGUAUUCAGGAGGCCUGUGCUAGUAUCCUGCCUGCAGAGAGAUGAGAAGCUGGGAAUCCUGGCGAGCCUGUUGAUGGGGUUACUCAUCUGUGGUCAUCUGCUUCACGGAGAUUGUGACGCUGAGUGUUAAUAUAUGUGAAGUUUAGCUUGCCUUUCCCCAACUCAGCCAUUGUGUCUGCUACCUGUGAAGCUCUGUACUUUCCGUUCUAAGAGCAGAAAUGAGCGGUCAUAUUUUAAUAAUUGAUUUUAAAAUGUAUAGAUAAAUUUCAGAUAAAUUAUAUUAUAAGCAAGGCAGGAAAUAGGCAUAAAUACUCUUUUCUCAUGGGUUCUUGUAAUUUAUUGUUAAAUAAUUGUCACUGCAUUUUAUUUAACGUUACUUUCUAAACGUGGUUUUUCUUUUUUUUUUUUUCUUUUUUUUUUGGUAAAAAUAAUUAUUUCAAAACUGGUCUGGUUCUUCCCACCAUCUUUCCGUGUUGUCACAUGGUACUCAUGCAUGUUCUGAUUAAGGUUCUCAAGAGCAUCCUUAGUGCCCAAAAGAGAGGCAGACAGCAGGUCUUCAGUGGGCAGCACUCCAGUGUCACCCUCCAUUCUGACUGUGGUGGUGGUGCGUGCUGACACCUGACACCCUUACACGGGUGGGUGAGGAGAGCGUUGAUGGUCACAGAACUGGGACCAUUGUUGUCGCCCUGCAGGCUAAACAAGUGUGGAGUAUCAGCCCCAGGUUAGAUGUGCUACUUAAAGACCGAGAUCUGGCACAGUUAUCUUCCCGUCCUGUCAGUGUGGUUGCAUUGUACCAGUAGCCUCAGCUAGCAUUGUGGACCAUGAAGAAGCAUGGCAGGAACAUGGAGAGGAAGACCUGGGGUUCUCUUUUUAGGGGUACAAAAUGUAAGAAUGAAAGCAAUGUUCCUGUGGACGGAGGACUUGUCUCAUUCUGAAAAGAAAAUUUAUCCAUCACCAUAUUAGAUACAUUUAAAUUACUGAGUAUUUUCAGAGACAGCUUUAGGAUAAAAGCCUUAUAGUAUUUAGCUUAAUAAAUGACCACAAAAUGUGGAAGGCAGAGUAUUGGUGUUUUUUUUUUUUUAAACAA
Microtus oregoni (creeping vole) is the source of this 2088-nucleotide messenger RNA. Its product is annotated as gamma-soluble NSF attachment protein. Gene Ontology annotation, biological process: intracellular protein transport. Bases 86 to 1024 code for a protein of 312 amino acids. Gene Ontology annotation, molecular function: soluble NSF attachment protein activity; syntaxin binding. Lineage: Eukaryota; Metazoa; Chordata; Mammalia; Rodentia; Cricetidae. Gene Ontology annotation, cellular component: SNARE complex; vacuolar membrane. The transcript is spliced from 12 exons. The record is from RefSeq and is a predicted model, not a curated record.